This is a messenger RNA of Musa acuminata AAA Group (dessert banana), 4636 nucleotides long. RefSeq names its product transcription factor MYBS3-like. Gene Ontology annotation, molecular function: DNA binding; zinc ion binding. The transcript is spliced from 3 exons. Gene Ontology annotation, biological process: response to gibberellin; response to ethylene. The record is from RefSeq and is a predicted model, not a curated record. The coding region runs from base 153 to 1079 and encodes 308 amino acids. Lineage: Eukaryota; Viridiplantae; Streptophyta; Magnoliopsida; Zingiberales; Musaceae.
CCCUCUCCGCUUCUUCAUCUCCCCCCGCUCUGCGCGAUCUCCCAAUACGAAUCUGUUCCUCUUCUUUGGCCUCAAAACGCUAAUCCAAAGUGUUUGCUAUUUGGUGAUCGAGGUCCGGAGGCGCAGGAGGAGUUGUGGGAGGCGGCGGGAAGAUGACGAGGCGAUGCUUCCACUGCAGCCACGAUGGCCACAACUCCCGGACGUGCCCCAACCGCGGGGUGAAGCUCUUCGGCGUGCGGCUCACCGACGGAUCCAUCCGGAAGAGCGCCAGCAUGGGGAACCUCUCCCUUCUCGCUGGAUCCAGCGGCGGCGCGUCGCCCGCCGACGGUCCGGAGCCUGGCGGCGGUGGCGCAUCCGCGGACGGAUACGCGUCGGAGGAUUUCGUCAAGGGGUCUUCCGCGAGCUGCCGCGAGCGGAAGAAGGGUAAUCCGUGGACUGAAGAAGAGCAUAGAAGGUUUUUACUUGGCUUGCAAAAGCUCGGAAAAGGCGACUGGCGAGGCAUAUCUCGUAACUACGUGGUUUCCAGGACGCCUACUCAAGUGGCUAGCCAUGCACAAAAGUAUUUUAUUCGUAAAGCCAACAUGACAAGAAGAAAGAGAAGAUCAAGCCUCUUUGAUAUGGAACCUGAUGAGCCCCUUGAACCUCAACCAUUUCUGAUGAGUUUCCAAGAAUCAGAUGCACAAAAUAACAAGCCUCCUCCGAUACCACCAACUCUGAAUGAGGAAUACGAAUCAAUGGACUCUAAUGACUCAAUAAUUGAAGCAGUUGUAUCACAACCAGAAGCUUCUCAGUGCAGCUAUCCUGUGAUACUUCCAGCUUAUUUUUCACCAUUUCUACAAUAUUCUUUCCCCAAUUGGUCAGGAAACAGAUCAGAUACCUCAGAGCAGCAGGCACAUGUAAUUAUUAAGCCAACACCAGUGCAUUCAAAGACUGCCAUAAAUGUUGAUGAGCUUGUUGGUAUGUCAAAACUGAGUAUAGGAGAGUCUGCUGGAGAAAAAUCAUCUACAUUGGAUUUACUUGGAGGAUCAAAGCGGCAAUCUGCCUUCCAUGCUAAUCCAUCCACAAGGGCUCACACAUGACCCAAGUAUUUGGACAGGGUCAGCAAGUGAAGGUUUGCCCUGUGUUAAUUAUCCUUGCCUUCCUGUUAAUAAAUAAUCAUGAAUGUAAAUGCAUUCUUGGGCAAUAUCCUUAUACUACAGCUUAUAUUCAUAUUCAGUAAUUAUUUUUUAAUACAUUAUCGAUUGGCUAGUUCUGUUAAUUCAUCAUGGUAGCAACUAAGAACUUACACACUUUUAUCUUAGAACUUAAAAUAUUCAGAUGCCUUUGUGGUCUAUCCUUUUGUUGAAGUGUUGUUAGUUGCAUCUAUAUGUUUGGAGUUUGGAGAAAGUCAAUCUUUUCUAACAAGCUGUUCAUUUUAAAAAUUUGCAAGGUAGUGCAUAUGUGCUUCAACCCUGUUGACCUUUUUGAACUGUAACCUUACUUUUAAUAUUUGAACAUGAACUUAGUUAAAGUGUUAGAGAUUCAUUACAUUAUCUAGAGCUUUUCUAUUAUUAAUUACUAUAGAAAUGCGUGCCAAAUGCACUGAAUUGCCCAAAGUUAUCUGAUGACGUAAUAAUUCUUUUUACUACAUGGUUGAUCUUACUACCGAACAUAUAGCUCCUAACUUAUAGCUUUAGUGUUUGUUUGAUUGCUUUUCAGAUGUUGAAUUCAAAAUGCUACUUCUUUAAAGUGGCACUUCCAAGAAUGAUUAGUUAACCCUUACUUGGCUUACUGCAAUAGUGAUUGCAGAGACAACAUAUUUCAUUUGGUUGAUCAUUAAAAAUUGAUACUGUAAAUUAAGUCUGAUUUUCCUUUUCUCUCUUUCACCAUUGUUGUAAGUUCUUUGAGGGAUGUUGGAGAUAUUUUUUUCGCUUUCACUUAUUGGUGAUUGUCAGUAAUCGAUGGAUUGUCACACAGUGUUAUUGUUGAUCCAUAGUGGAUGAUAGGAAUCCACAAGCUGCAGUUGCAGCCAGAGUUAGCUACUUAGAUAGACUUAGCAAGUUGUGAGAAAACACCAAAACAUCAUUGGCUGGCUCAUUGUUAAUGGCUGCAACCUAUUGAUCAAUGGAUAAUGAGCAAUGUAUAAGGAGAUUUUUGGUUGGUCGAUCACCAGUAUACGAAGAGGUUUACUAGCUCAUGGUGUCCUUGACCUGAAAAUGAACAUAUAUCAAUUGGCUAUAAGAUGAAAUCAGCAGGCCUACAAUUGUAGGCUAUAAUUAAAAAAAUCUAAAUGCAUCACUAAAAUAAUCUAAAAAAUCAAGUUCAUAUUUGUCAUAUUCGAUCAACUAAAGGAUGGCAUGAACGAUGUUAACUAAAAUAUUUAUACUUAUAAUAUUCUGUAGAUAGGGGCGUUAAGAGUCUGGUAUGAUCAAGGGCAUCAGAAGUCUUGUGUGAUUAUCGGAUACUUUUGAGAUUAAAAGGAAAAGUUUAUAAGAUAGUUGUGAAACCAAUAAUGAUUUAUGGAUUUGAGUGUUGGGUAACUAAGAAAAAACAUAUACAAAAAGUUUGUGCUAUCGAGAUGAAAAUGUUGAGAUAGAUGUGUGGAGUUACUAGGAUAGAUAGAAAAAGAAAUACUUUUAUUUGUGAACAAUUAGGUAUCACUUAGAUAGAGGAUAAGAUGUGAGAAAUCGUUUAAGAUGAUAUAAACAUGUGCUGAGGAGACUUCCAAAUACGAUAGUCAGAAGAGGUGAAAUAAUUAAUGUUAAUGAUAUGAGAAGAGAUAGAGGAAGACCUAAAAAAACUUUAGUAGAAACUAUAAAUAAAGAUUUAAGUACUCUAAACUUAACUAAAUAUAUGGCUUUUUAUAGAUCUCAAUAACGACAAAAGAUCCAUGUAGUCGACCCUACAUUGUUGGGACUUAUGACUUUGUUGUUGUUGUAUAAUAUUUUGUAGAUAUAAUGCUAAAGUUUAUAUUAUAUUCAAGGUUCACUAAGUUUUUCUGUCAUAAACUCCAUGUGGCCUGGUAUUGAUCAACUCCUGGUUUAUCUCUGUGAAGACUCCAGCUCAAUCUCUAGAAAAAUUUUGAACUUUGAGUAAAAUGGUUCAUAAGUGAUUAGAUACUACAAAGUAGGUGGAGAAGGCAUGAUGAUUAACACAAAUUUCAAACUAUAUGUUAUAUAGAAAUUUGCCAAGUAAAACAUAAAUGACUGGGUGACUAAAUAGUCUAAAUCCCUUCAAUCCUAAAUCACAUGUCAUGAUUUCUUAUUCAAAGAGUUGACUUCUUACUAGAUAGUUUGUGGCAAUUAAUGAGUAAGGCUUCUUUGUCAUCAGUACAUUUGGUGAUUAUCCAUUGAUGGACUACCAGCAGGUGAUUGCUGAUCAAUCAUCAGCUGCAGCACUUCUAAACUGCAUUCAGACCAUUGACUCUUGGUUGCAGGCCUAAUUCACUUUGAAUGGCCAAUUCCUGCUGCCCAAAGUGGCUGAAAGUAAACAGUAGAAAUAGAAGCUCAAUUGCACUUUCCAGAUUGGUUUGGUUCUGAACCAAACUUGGGGGGUCCAAGUGACUAUACAAAACUUGGGAAAACCGAAUGACUAAAGCUGCUAACUUCUUGUUGCCAAAUUUUGGUUUCACGGACCACACCUUAAUGUCGAAGUUGGCUGCCACUGUUUGGUUUUGUUUCAUUUGUACUUUCUAAAUUGCAACCGACUCUUGAACAGAUUUACACUUAUUUUCUUUGUUUUGCAAGUCUUACAGGUAGCUUUCUUAUUGAAAAUUCUGGGCCCAAAAUUUAAUAGACGCAGAAGACAAUUCUAUGGUCUGUGAUUUUACUUGGUUAUUUGCAUCCUGAUUCCUAUUAGAAUUGACAGACAUAGUUUAUUGUAAAUGGAAUAAUAAUGUAGACCCAAGGUAUUAUAUGGAUAUGAACGGACGCUUUAUGCACUCCAACUAAGCUGAUAUUGUUGACUUUGCAUGAAACUUGUGGUCUCAAACAAAUUCCAUGACUUGUCAGUGUAAUUGAUCCAAUGCCCAUGGGAGAGAGAUUUAAUUUGCUUUUUCUAUAGGGAUUAUUAUAGUUUAUAAAGUACUUAUUAUUUUAGUCUGAUUUCUUGUGAUAUAUGUGCUGAGCAUGUCUCUCUGCUGUCUUGACCUAAUUAAGAUGCUGUGCUGCUGCCAAUGCAACCAUGUCCUCCGAAAGGACUUGUUUCCACCAGAACACAUUUGGAUCUAUGCAUUUCUAACCAUCUUUCUGCUUCUGCGAACCACAAGCCAUUCAUUUUUUGAGUCCAUAAAUAAUGUGCAGCUUCAAGUACUUAAAUAAUUUUCUUCAAUGGGAUAUCCAUCAGUCAGUCGGCUACAUGGAAGAUCAACAAAAAUAUGUACAAUAUUCUUUUACAACAUGCCAGCAAACUGGAUGGUCUGGAUUGGUGAUCUGUGAUGGAUUUCAUACAUGUACUUGCACCUUUGCAUUAUUUUUUUGUAUGCAUUAUUUGCUGAAGACAGAUAUAACUUGUCUCUAGCAUUAAGGUCCAAAUUUAUUGGCUAGUGACGACUGGUACUGUGUUAUUUUUCAUGCCUAUUUACAUCUGGCGGGACCUUGUAUUCGGACACUUGAAUUAUCAAGAAUCUUGAUCAACAUGUUAUUGGUAUUUAGCCGAA